Molecule: messenger RNA, 652 nt
Organism: Eutrema salsugineum
Lineage: Eukaryota; Viridiplantae; Streptophyta; Magnoliopsida; Brassicales; Brassicaceae
Exons: 2
Coding region: 234-530 (98 amino acids)
Source: RefSeq, a predicted model, not a curated record
AUAGAUAUAUAUAGAAACAAAAAUAGUCCAAGCGGCUGAAGAGAUGAGGCAUGAAUGGUUCAGGUUAUACCAUGAUAAAAAUAAAAUAAUCUGGUUCAUGUAAUCCACAAGAAAAAUACAAAUUGUGUUUCGGUUGCACUAAGAAGCAGAGAACUAUUCUUAUAAACGAGGAAAAAAAGUGAGAGGUAUUAUCAGUCGGUGCUCACAAAAUCCAACAAACAAACACCAUAUCAAUGGCUGCUGAGAAAUUCGGGAUCACAAUUGAGAAGAAUCCACCCGAGUCUACACUCACCCAACUCGGUGUUCGUAAUUGGCCCAAGUGGGAUCUUAUUCCUCCAAGCAAGUUCCCAUGGACUUUCAGUACAAAGGAGUCAUGUUAUUUUCUUGAAGGGAAAGUGAAAGUGUAUCCUGAUGGAUCCGAUGAGGCCGUAGAGAUUGAAGCUGGUGACUUGGUUGUUUUCCCUAAAGGAUUGAGUUGCACUUGGGAUGUCUCUGUUUCUGUUGAUAAACACUACUUCCGUUCUGAGUGAUAAAGGGCUUCACCAUCUUUGUAUGUUAAUGAUCAUCAAUAUAUACUUUAGUUUUGAAUGUCAUGUGACCACUGUGAAAUAAAAAGGAUGAAGAUAGAUAUUACAUUUUACCAGUAAUAUUU